Molecule: messenger RNA, 999 nt
Organism: Trypanosoma cruzi
Lineage: Eukaryota; Euglenozoa; Kinetoplastea; Trypanosomatida; Trypanosomatidae
Product: mucin-associated surface protein (MASP), putative
Exons: 1
Coding region: 1-999 (332 amino acids)
Source: RefSeq, a predicted model, not a curated record
AUGGUGAUGAUGAUGACUGGCCGUGUGCUGCUGGUGUGUGCCCUCUGCGUGCUGUGGUGCGGUGCUGGCGGUGUUGUGAAUGGUGUUGGGGGUAUCGAUGGCUUAAGUGAAGUUCCUUCUUCUGGUGUUCCAUCAAGUUCAUCUUCCAAUCCCAAUGGGAAUGAUCUUUCAAAGACCCUCAGCAAUACGCCAUCCAUUCAGAACGGGGAAUCCUCGGAAAAAGGUGAGCCGUCUGGAAAAAAAUCUCCAGGGCCCGUGUCGCCAAGCGGGCAGACAGGAGAGGUGUCAAAGCUCGAAGAAAAGUUACGCGCCUCCGAUACACAAGAAGAAGCAGAAACAUCAGUUGCUGGUAAGGACACAACUAAAGCUGAGAGGACGCAGAGUGACAUGAAGACGGACGGCUCUUCCAACACGUUGUCCACCGCCGCCAAGUCGAAAGUACAAUCACCACCACCACCACCACCACCAGUAAAACCACCAACGGCAGAAGAACAGCAGCCAAACACAGCACCAAAAGACCCACGCACGGCAACAGAAGAAAAAUACGAAAUGCCAACUUCAGCAACCAAAACAAAUCCCGACACACCUAAAACGUCUUUAAAGGAUGGCAUGGCAGACCGACACGGUCACGACGCAACCACAACGGUUUUGGUCAAAAAUGCAGCUACCGGCAAUUCAGCGGAAAGAAAAUCACCAUCCAUCUCCACAAAUGACAGUGACGAUGCCCAAAGUACAGGGGAUGAGAACAAUGACGAUGAUCCACGGCCUAACCACAAAGAAACAGGUGACCACAAAGCUGCCAAUACCAAAGUCGGUUCUACACCCAGUGAGACAGCAACACAAACCGUAAAAACAGAAACAGUCACCGUCGCUCAAAAAAAUGAUACGGCGACAAGUGGCGACAGUGAAGGCAGCCCCGCGGCCUCCCACACCACCUCCCCUCUUUUGCUUCUUCUUGUUGUUGCGGCUGCGGCUGCGGCUGCGGUGGUGGCCGCGUGA